Messenger RNA from Acomys russatus (golden spiny mouse), 774 nucleotides. RefSeq names its product carbonic anhydrase 6-like. Gene Ontology annotation, molecular function: zinc ion binding; carbonate dehydratase activity. The coding region runs from base 1 to 774 and encodes 257 amino acids. Lineage: Eukaryota; Metazoa; Chordata; Mammalia; Rodentia; Muridae. The record is from RefSeq and is a predicted model, not a curated record. The transcript has 6 exons.
AUGGCAGCAAACCUGAGGCAUGGUGGUGGCAGUGGGCUUGAAGUUACAGACCCAGUCACUGCAGCCAUGUACAACAUGCAAGGAGACUCACGGCCAGAGAAGCACAGGGCUGUCUGCCAUGAUCUCCAAAACGCUAACCUCAGGGUUGCAGAACGCCACGGGACAUGUGGCUGGGAGCUGCUUGCGAUGGGGGACUGGCCGGCAGAAGAUGAGUGGGCUGAGAAGUACCCUACCUGCCAAGGGAAGAGGCAGUCGCCCAUCGCCCUGCAGUUCAGCAAGAUGCACGCCAACCAAUACUUGAUGCCACUGAACCUAUCCAACUAUGAGAAGGGGUCGCAGCUCUCCAUGACUAACAAUGGACACACAGGAGAGACCACAGCUCUGAAGAAGGUUAACAUCCGGAACAUGCUGCCUCAAGACAUCCAGCACUAUUACACCUACCUCGGCUCGCUCACCACUCCGCCCUGCACAGAGAACGUCAAGUGGUUUGUGUUUCUAGAUACCACCAAGCUCUCCUUGUCCCAGGUUACAAAGAUAGAGAAUUCUGUCAAGGAUCCCAACAAUGAGACUCUUCAAAAUAAUUACCGCGAGACACAGCCCCUCAACGGGAGAGUCCGCCUGGUGUCUUCUAGCAAUAGAGGGAAGGGAUGCCACUUCAACGCAGGGAUGCUCACACGGGCCAUGUGGACAGGAUCCUGGAAUGUGAAUCUUCUUGCUGCCCGCAGCAAGUCUCUGACUAGCCCAGAGAGAGUCGCCACCCAUGCGAAGAAGUAA